Messenger RNA from Phragmites australis (common reed), 1654 nucleotides. RefSeq lists its product as uncharacterized. Gene Ontology annotation, molecular function: ATP hydrolysis activity; ATP binding; GTP binding. Lineage: Eukaryota; Viridiplantae; Streptophyta; Magnoliopsida; Poales; Poaceae. Gene Ontology annotation, cellular component: cytoplasm. The transcript is spliced from 11 exons. The record is from RefSeq and is a predicted model, not a curated record. The coding region runs from base 136 to 1431 and encodes 431 amino acids.
UCUCAUGACGCGCCGCUCACGUGCCAUCCAUCUAUCUACACAUCUCGCCGCGCUCCCUCCCUCGUCUCUGACAACCGUACGCCCCCGCCGUCUUCUUCCUGCGCCACCCACCCGCACUCUCCUCCUCCGCCGCCCAUGGCGACGGUGUCGCGCGCGUUCGGCUCGGCGUUCGCGGGCUUCACGCGGUCUCCCACCUUGGCGCCGACCGCGACAACCCUGCCCUCCCCGUGCGGCUCGUCGGCGCUCCUCCUGCACUGGCGCAGGAGCCGGGGCGGGCGAGCCCGGCGGUUCUCGUCCGGACGCGCCGCGAGGAUUAGCAUGAGCCUCCGCGCCGGCAUCGUCGGCCUGCCCAACGUCGGCAAGUCCACCCUCUUCAACGCCAUUGUUGAAAAUGGGAAGGCACAAGCUGCAAACUUUCCCUUUUGCACCAUAAACCCGAAUGUUGGCAUUGUGGCUAUCCCCGAUCCUCGCUUGCAUGUGCUCUCAAAGUUAAGCAAGUCACAGCAGACAGUCCCAACAUCCAUAGAGCUAGUGGACAUUGCAGGUCUCGUCAAAGGAGCAAGCAAAGGAGAGGGACUAGGAAACCAAUUUCUUUCAAACAUCCGUGAAGUAGAUUCCAUACUUCAGGUGGUGCGAUGCUUUGAGGAUGAUGAUAUUGUUCAUGUGAAUGGUAAGGUUGAUCCCAAGUCAGACAUUGAUGUCAUUAACCUAGAGCUGAUAUUUUCAGAUCUUGAACAGAUGGAGAAGAGGUUAGAUAAGCUCAAGAAGAGCAAAACUAAAGAUGCACAAGUAAAAGUGAAGGAACAAGCAGAGAAGUCAGGAUUGGAAAAAAUUCAGCAGGCGCUUAUGGAUGGAAAGCCUGCAAGAUCUGUUGAUUUGGCUGACCAUGAGAAAGAAGCUAUACAGCAUCUUUGUCUGCUGACAAUGAAACCUGUCAUUUACGUUGCUAAUGUAACAGAAUCUGAUCUUGCUGAACCAGAUAGCAAUCCUCAUGUCCAAGAGGUGGCUAAAGUAGCAUCAGACUUGCAGUCUGGUAUGGUUACAAUAUCAGCUCAGGUUGAAGCCGAACUCUCUGAGCUACCAUUAGAAGAGAGAAUAGAAUACUUGAAAUCUCUUGGUGUUACUGAAAGUGGACUUGGCAAUUUGGUAAAAGCAACAUAUAACCUUUUGGGAUUGAGAACUUAUUUCACGACUGGAGACAAGGAAACAAAAGCUUGGACUAUUCUUUCAGGCAUGACUGCACCUCAAGCGGCUGGAGUUAUUCAUAGUGACUUUCAAAAAGGAUUUAUUAGAGCUGAAACUGUAUCCUACGAUGAUUUUGUUGCCUCUGGUUCUCUUGGAGCAGCAAGGGAGAAAGGACUGUUGAGGUUGGAAGGGAAGGAUUAUAUUGUGCAGGAAGGAGAUGUCAUGCUUUUCAGAUUCAACGUGUGAGAACAAUAAUAGCACAAAGCUUCGAUAUACUGGAAUUUUGCACAAGGCAAAAUAUAAUUUGCCCAGAGUUUGAGAUUUUUGUCCUCAUGGCACCAACUGUUCAUGUACUGGGCAUUAUUCCUUUCCAAGGGAAACACCGUGAUUCAAUGUCCAAGUUACAUUGUUCGAGAAAAAUUCAAGAAUACCAUGCACGAGUUUCUCGGUGCAACUUUCAUGGAUCUAA